AUGAAUGAGAAAAAUUUAUUAGAUAAUAUUGAGUUAGAAGAUGAAGUUCAGAUAGAUAAAACAACGAUUGUAAAACAAUGUAUGAACUUUUCUGAAGAAGAGAAAAAUGAAUAUAUGAAAGAUGAUUCAGAUAAUUUAAGCAAAUCAGAAGUUAUGACUGAUUUAUAUGAAGAAACAUUUUAA
This is a messenger RNA of Racocetra fulgida, 183 nucleotides long. Lineage: Eukaryota; Fungi; Glomeromycota; Glomeromycetes; Diversisporales; Gigasporaceae. The record is from the annotation of a GenBank genome assembly.